GGGCCACUGAUUGCUUGGCAAAAAAACGAGAGAGAGAGAGAGAGAGAGAGAGAGAGAGAGGUGGCGAUGGAAAUUUCCUACGCCUCCUCAAGCGCGAAGGAUUUCGCGGCCGGCGGCAGCGGAAGCGGUGGUGGUGGCAGGCAGGUGAAGGUCAUUCCGCUUCGCCACCCCGACCCUUCCUCUGCUUCCUCUUCCUUGCUCUCUUCUCUCGUCUCUUUACUCGCCUUCCUGCUGCCGCCGAGGUGGCGUACCAAGUUCAAGCAGAUGACGCUCCUCCAGUGGAUGGAGGUCCUUAUCCCCUGCAUUCGGUGGAUCCGUACCUACAAAUGGCGGGAGUACCUCCAGGUCGACCUCAUGGCAGGGCUCACCGUCGGGAUUAUGCUCGUCCCUCAGGCAAUGUCAUAUGCAAAAUUAGCUGGACUGCAACCAAUUUAUGGGCUUUAUUCUGGUUUUGUACCUAUUUUUAUUUAUGCAAUAUUUGGCUCAUCAAGACAACUGGCAAUCGGUCCUGUGGCAUUGGUUUCUCUUUUGGUUUCAAAUGUUCUGGCUGGCAUUGCUGAUACCAGUAGUGAACUAUAUACAGAACUUGCUAUAUUGCUGGCACUCAUGGUUGGCGUAUUGGAAUGUAUAAUGGGAUUUCUUAGAUUGGGUUGGAUUAUUCGCUUCAUCAGCCAUUCAGUUAUUUCAGGUUUCACAACUGCUUCCGCCAUAGUCAUUUCUCUAUCGCAAGCUAAAUAUUUCUUGGGUUAUAGUAUAGUUCGCUCUAGUAAGAUCAUACCACUGAUUAAAAGUAUAGUUGCUGGAGCUAGUCAGUUCUCGUGGCCCCCCUUUGUGAUGGGAUCUAUCAUUCUCGCAGUUCUCCUUGUGAUGAAGCACUUGGGAAAAACCAAGAAAAAGUUGCGGUUUCUAAGGGCAGCAGGCCCGCUUACUGCAGUUGUCUCUGGUACAGUUUUUGUGAAAGUGUUUCAUCCAUCAUCAAUUUCCGUGGUAGGUGAGAUCCCACAAGGCCUUCCAAAAUUUUCUGUACCUAAGGAGUUUGGUUAUUUGAAGAGUUUGAUACCGACAGCAUUUCUAAUCACUGGUGUAGCUAUAUUGGAAUCUGUGGGGAUUGCUAAAGCAUUGGCAGCAAAAAAUGGAUAUGAGCUGGACUCAAACCAAGAGCUGUUUGGCCUAGGUGUAGCAAAUGUUUGUGGUUCCUUCUUCUCGAUAUACCCCACUACAGGAUCCUUUUCCAGAUCAGCUGUAAACCAUGAAAGUGGAGCAAAGACCGGGCUCUCUGGAAUAGUUAUGGGAAUAAUCAUGGGAUGUGCUCUUUUGUUCAUGACACCUUUGUUUACCGAUAUUCCUCAGUGCUGCCUUGCUGCUAUUGUGAUUUCUGCUGUAAUGGGUCUUGUGGAUUAUGAUGAAGCUAUCUUCUUGUGGCAUACUGACAAAAAGGACUUUCUUCUUUGGACUAUUACUUGCAUUACAACAUUAUUUUUUGGCAUUGAGAUUGGUGUGCUUGUUGGGGUUGGUUCUUCACUUGCAUUUGUCAUUCAUGAAUCAGCAAAUCCUCAUAUUGCUGUCCUGGGACGUCUUCCUGGAACCACUGUCUAUCGAAAUGUCCAACAAUAUCCAGAAGCUUAUACUUACCAUGGGAUUGUUAUUGUGCGGGUAGAUGCACCUAUAUAUUUUGCCAACAUCAGUUAUAUUAAAGAGAGGCUGCAAGAGUAUGAAAUUGAUGAUGAGGGCACUAUGAAGCGUGGUCCAGAAGUUGAAAAAAUUUAUUUUGUGAUUAUUGAGAUGGCUCCUGUUACAUAUAUCGACUCUAGUGCUAUUCAAGCUUUGAAGGACCUUUAUCAGGAAUACCAAACGCGUGGCAUCCAACUGGCAUUAUCCAACCCAAAUCAGAAAGUUUUACAAACUCUGGCAAGUUGUGGAGUUCUUGAACUGAUUGGCAAGGAAUGGUAUUUUGUGAGAGUGCAUGAUGCUGUUCAAGUAUGUCUCCAACACGUACAAAACUUGAAAGAAUCACCCAAAAAAGUCGAUCCAGCAAUGAAAAAUGAGCCCAGUAUUUUCCAGAGGUCAUGGAAACAGAACGAUGACUUGAAGGAACCUCUUAUUGUCUAGUAAGGCUUAGAGUUUGCUGUGGUUAACGUGGUGGUGUUCUUAAAAAAAUGCAAUGGCGAUCAUCUUGCUGUAAAGUACCAUUGGCGAAGCUCUGAAAGGAGGUAUUCCAACUAUCUUCAUUAUGUUAGAUACUACCGUUACCAUUGUUGGGAUAUCAGAGUGCAUGUAUAUCUUUGUGGACGAGGGACCAGAAAGCUUUGUAAUGGCUGAGGCAACAUUUUUCUGUAUCAUUCAUUUGGUUUCAAUAAGGCAUGCCUCAGCGGGAUUAUAAUUGCUUACCCUUGUUCUUACACGUAAAGGAAAUCUUCUUAGUGGACUGCAUAUUUCAAUUUUGAUUUA
Molecule: messenger RNA, 2448 nt
Organism: Nymphaea colorata (pocket water lily)
Lineage: Eukaryota; Viridiplantae; Streptophyta; Magnoliopsida; Nymphaeales; Nymphaeaceae
Product: probable sulfate transporter 4.2
Exons: 17
Coding region: 67-2109 (680 amino acids)
Biological process (GO): transmembrane transport
Cellular component (GO): membrane
Molecular function (GO): secondary active sulfate transmembrane transporter activity
Source: RefSeq, a predicted model, not a curated record